AUGGUGCUUGACGGGAAGCCGGGGGCCGGGGUGCUGUCCGAGGAGGGAGGAGGCAGACGGGUAGAGCUGGCGGCUCGCAGGCUCUCAGCCACUCAGGGGCUUUCCCGCCUUUUCCUGGUGCGUCACGCUUGGGGGAGCGGCCUCCCGGCUUCCGGGAUACGGAGGUGGCGGAGGCGGGAGCGCCUGGCCUCGUGGGUCGCUUCGGAAGGAAGGUGGGAGCGCGCUGGCGCCGGUGCCAGAGGUAUUCCAUUUGUAAGUGUAAAUUACUGGUUCAGUGCUCGAGGACCAUAUGUAGUUACUGGACAGGGGAACAUGAUGUGCACCCAACAAAUGCCUUGUCCAGGAUACCCAGUUGUUGUCUGUGGGCCCCUAUCAGCAGGACAUGGAGCCCCACCUGCAGGAUAUGGAGCCCCACCAUUGGGAUAUGGAGCCCAGUCAGUGGGAUAUGGAGCCCUGCCAGUGGGAUACAGAGCCCCACCAGCAGCAUACGAAGCCCCACCAGCAGGAUACGGAGCCCCACCAGCAGCAUAUGGAGCCCCACCAGCAGGAUAUGGAGCCCCACCAGCAGGAUACAGAGCCCCACCAGCAGCAUAUGGAGCCCCACCAGCAGGAUACGGAGCCCCACCAGUGGGGUAUGGAGUACUCCCUGCAGAAGAUGAAGCUCUACCAGCUGGAAAUGAAGCCCUGCCUGCAGGAUAUGGAGCUCUGCCUCUAGGACAUGAAACUCUACCUGCUGAAAAUAGGGCUGGGACUCAAAAAUCUGUGGCAGCCCAGCCUAGCAGAUGUGAGACUUCUCUUCCUUUGACCUCAUCCUCUAAGUCCUGUUUACCAUCAUCUGAGUAAACCUUGAGGACUCACAAGCAAAGUGGCACGCUAAACCGGAAGUCAAGAUAAGAAGGAUUCAGGUGUGUGAUUAAAGGGCUGUUGUUCAACCCUUGGGAAGGGCAAUCUGAGGGGGAUGGUGAAGUUUUAUUUCCAUGUCUAGAUUUUAGAAGCAAAGUCACUCUUGAUUAGAUGGGCUAAAGGAGAAUUAGAAUUGUAGAGCUAAUUCCUCAAUAAUUUGGUUGACAUUGGGUUGCAUUUUUUAAUAUACCUUGAAUGUGAGUGUGUAAAAACCUUCCUGCCUUAAUCCCCUCCGCAUUCAAGAUACAUUUAGUAUACUCAGUUUUCCAGGCACUAAGAUAUAUGUUAGAAAUAUCAAGUUGAACACUUAGUUGUUUUUUACAACAUUCUUUAUGUUAGUGAAAAGAUGGAACAACCAAAAUUUCCAAUAGUGAGAGACACCUUAGUAAGUGAUGGCACAUCCAUACAAUGGAAUAUUAUGUAACCAUUGAAAAUGAUGUCUCAGAGGUAGGGAAAGCCUUCUCUAUGAAGACCAAAACAAUGAAGCAAUAAAGGAAAACAGCAAUAAAUUUGAAUGUAUGAAAAUUUUAAACUUCUAUAUAACCAAAGUUAAAUGAUAGUCAACAGACUAGGAGGAAGUGAUGUGCAUGGGGUAGGCACCCUUGACCCCUCACCCAUUAAAUGCCAGCAGCGGCCUACAGUUGUGAUAACUAAAAAUGGCCCCAUUUUUCCUAAUUUCACACUGUGAGGGAGUGCCAUCUCUGUUGAUAACCACCAUUCUAGACUCUUCUAGGCUAGUCCAAGGUUUUCAGCCUCUUAAGAGCUCACUGUUUUCCCAUUCUGACCAAGUUCCUAAUUUCAUUUGCCUUUCCUUACCUUUUUGCAGUCUCAUUAAGCCACCUAAAGUGAGGCCUUAAAAAUAUUAUAUCAAGUAUUUUAAGAUAGUUAUACAGCAGAAGCGUUUCAGAAGCUCUACUUGACAAUAUUACCAGACCCAAAAGAUGUUUAAACCAGUGUAUUUUUUCUCUGCAUAUAUUUUUCAUGUAGUUAAGAACAUACUAUAUAUAUAUAUAUAUAUACAGUGUUUCACCUGACAUUUUACAAACAUUUUCACAGGU
Molecule: messenger RNA, 1961 nt
Organism: Manis javanica (Malayan pangolin)
Lineage: Eukaryota; Metazoa; Chordata; Mammalia; Pholidota; Manidae
Source: RefSeq, a predicted model, not a curated record